Molecule: messenger RNA, 3048 nt
Organism: Phytophthora sojae
Lineage: Eukaryota; Oomycota; Peronosporomycetes; Peronosporales; Peronosporaceae
Exons: 9
Coding region: 1-3048 (1015 amino acids)
Biological process (GO): positive regulation of TOR signaling
Molecular function (GO): protein binding
Source: RefSeq, a predicted model, not a curated record
AUGGAGCAGCGCGCGGCGGCGAGCGUGCGCGCGUCGAUGGACUUCAGCGGGCCGCUCAACGCGCUGUCCACGUCCCCGAACAACCGCCUGAUCGCCGUGGGCGGCCGCGAUGUGCUCAAGGUAGUGGCGCUCGAGGCCGCGGGCUUCUCGGAGAAGCGCAACUUACGCGUGGCCGGCAAGCCCAGCCUCAACUUCAGCACCAACGACAUCCGCUGGCACCCGCAAUCGGACUAUUUAUUGGCGACGGCGGCGACGAAUGGCGCGGUGGUCAUCUGGAACUUGGAGCGAGAAGGAUACAAGCACGUGCAAGAGCGCGUGCUGAAUGGGCAUCGGCGGUCGGUGAACCGCAUCUGCUGGCACACGACGGACUGGAACGUGCUCAUUAGUGGGUCUCAAGAUGGAACUGUCAAGCUUUGGGACAAGAGAGGCGGGAAGGUGGUGUCGACGUACCAGCCAAAGUCCGAGAGUGUGCGCGACGUAAGGGCGAGUCCGUUCCACCCCAACAAGUUCGCUGCUGCUUUUGAAAAUGGUAUUGUGCAGGUCUGGGAUAUGCGCAAGAACUCGCAGCCGGAGCUUAAGUUCACAGCGCAUAAGGGCCUAGUGCUGAGUAUUGACUGGCAUCCUACUGAUGCGAAUGUCCUUGCGUCUGGCGGACGCGAUCGCUACGUGAAGAUUUGGGAGCUGGGCGACGUCCGGCAGCCGAAGCAAACGAUCCAGACGAUUGCGAGCGUCGGUCGGGUUGCCUGGAGGCCAACUUGCGUCACGCACAUCGCUACAAGCGCCUCGCUGAUGGACAACAGCAUUCACGUGUGGGAUACGAAGCGGCCGUUUAUCCCAGUUGCGUCCAUGAAAGGCCACUCGGACAUCGCAUCGGGAAUUUCGUGGAUGGAUACGCCAGUGUCGCCGAAUUUCGGUCAGCCCGAGAUUCCGGGCGACUGGGAAGGCCACGACUACUGGCAGCACAUGCUUGCCUGCUCCAAGGAUGGCACCCUCAAGUUGCACUCACUCGCAGACUCGUUCAAGCCGCAUCAGUCGUUGCCGACCACAGCACUUGCAUUAAACUCCAAGGGACAAGUUGCCUUCUCUCACGACUACAUUGAUCGUUCAUGUGCAUCUCUGAAGAUUCACCGCCAUUUCAGCUUGGGUAGCUCACUUUUCACGGUUGCGGGAGUUUCCUCGUCCUCCCCAACUCUUGGGCCUUUAAACGGUGAUCGGAAACCUGGUAGCGGAUCGCUUACCAUGUCGCUAAGCCCUUAUCACGGUAGUUCCGAGAGCCCCGAAGAGCCUCCGCUAGUGCCGAAGGGUUUAAACAGGUCGGGCGGUAGCACCGCCAACUUGACGAGUUUAUCCAACGGCGGACAAUCAACAGGUGCGAGUUUCAAAUCCGCAGGGGGUAGUAGCAGUCUUAACGCGGCAAGCGGAGUGGGCUCGGGAGGAAUCGCUAGAGGUGCAGGACCUGCAUCUUCUUCUCAGCCGAAUGUGUUAUCGCUGCAAGGCAGCAACGGCAGUGGAGCAGGAGGAAGCGCGCUCUCGGAUGGAAAUUUCGUUUCGGUGUCAAACGCUUCAGCGUCGCUGGUACCUGCGUCGCCAGUAACCCCGAUGAUGUCUGGUUCGAGUGUUCCUCGAGCGCUGGUGGCACUUGUGACGAUGCAAAACGUCAACGAAGCCAGCCAGCUUGAAAAAAUCUUCUUGGGUGAUGAAAGCGAGUACAUGCAAGCGGGGAGGCAAGUUGAAGCUAUGCGUGCUCAAUUUGAGCAAGGCCAGUACUUGAAGGAGUCUUUCGGUUUUGAUGAGCACACGUUCCGGUUCCUGGCCAAGCACUACCUGCUUUUUCCCGAGGGGGUUAACUCAAGUAAGGGUAGUAGUGCCAGUGGUUCAAAUGGAACUGGAGGCGGUACUGAUCCUGCUGGAGGGAAGAGUGGAGUAAGUUUUGCGCAAAUGUGUGCCCAUAACGCAUUGGCAGCGUUUGUGACGGGAAACUCGCACUUGUGUCAAAUGUGGCGUAUUCUCGAAGUACUCUACGCGAACGAGGAAGCAGAUGCUGCAAAGUCGAAGCACAGCGAGAGGGGAGGAAGCAAGUUGAAGGCCGACCGACGCUAUAUAGAAGAGGGGUUCAGCCCUGAGGAAAGUCAUGUGGGGAUGCCUAUGGAUGGAGAGGAUGACGAGGACAACCGCGAGCGGUCUCGAAGUGACAGCAAUCACGAUGACCAUAUCGAUGAGCUCAUGCGGAGAGAUGACCAAUGUGUUGAUGAGUUUGAGCACGAGGGCCAUGGCCAUGCGAAUCACAAUCACAACAACGCCAGUGAGACUACAAUGUUGCUGGAGCAGCUUGACCACGUGAACCCGCAAGCUAUGGAAGGCUUCGACCCAUAUCCGUACGACCCUAGAGGAAGGCUUGCCAACGAGAACGGGCGCGAAGGUGGGGAUCGCAAUGGAGCGUCCGGAGUGACCAGUGUGCGGGGAAAUUCGUCAACGAUUAUGAACGGAAGUGCCGUCAUGGGCGAUCUAGGCCAUCUACGGGAUGAUGUGCUGAAGGAAUUGCUUGAGUAUUACACGGAGAUUGGCGACUUGCAGUCGUGUGUCGCUAUCACAGUUGUUGUGGGCAAGGUGACGAGCGUCGAAAAGGUCAUGGGCAAGGCGUGGCUGCAGCACAUCUACAUGCACUACAUCGACCUCCUCCACCAACUGCAAAUCUACACGACAGCGAACGAGCUGGUUGCAAAUUGCUCGGAUCAGUCGAUCCGACAAAUGAACAUGAAAUCAACUAGCGUGUAUUUCAACUGUGCGAGGUGUUCGAAGCCGCUGGAGUCGUCAGGCCCUAGUGAACUUGGUGUGCCGGUUUCUCUGUGUACCAGUUGCAGCAACGCUGCCACACUCUGCUCCAUCUGUCAAUUGCCUGUCCGAGGUCUCUACGUUUGGUGUCCCGUGUGUGCGCAUGGCGGUCACUUGGACCACCUGACAAAAUGGUUUGCUCACGAGACAGUAUGCCCAACGGGCUGCUCACACCAGUGUUCGCUGAACUUGGUAGACGCUGGCAUGGGGAAUUAA